UUAGUUUAGCGUAUACGAAACACUUGGCUGCUUUGUGGUCUCACGGAUGUGUACGAUGUACUUUAUCGUAGGAUUUAAUGCAUUUCUAUGAGACAUCGGGAUUAUCGUAAGGUUGUGUCGAAGGUCUGCCACGACCGAACACACGCGCGAAGCGAGGACGCACGGACUGAGGCCCGCCGUGUGUUUUAUUGUACGCCGAAUGCCCAGAAGCAGUCGGUAACGUCAUCGUUCUUCAAUUACCCUUCAGCCCCCUUUUCACGUAUUGGAUACGUUCGGAGAGACGCUGUAUUUAGCGCUACCGUGUCAUUCUAGCCUUGUUCUACGUGUCAAGAGUAAUAAAGAUAGAAUGACGUAGCGUUAAAUAGCGUGGAUCGACACUAAGAAUUUAAGCUCUAAGCCUUAAAAAAUUGACCAAUCACAGUCGACUAUUCUCUUCGUAUUCGAUCGUGAUUGGUGAAUCUGUCAGAGUUUAGAGCUUAAAGUACCCAUUGUAGACCGGAACUUACGGGUCUAUUUUCUGCUCAACAUUUUUCCUUUUUUCCCACUAAAUCUCAAAAAAGAGAUAAAAAGAGAACUGAUACAAAUCAGUGUAGGAACAGAAAAAAUAGACUAUAUCAAUGACUUGUUCAGAAUCGAUUCGGAUCGGGGCGAUUGAUUAUGUAAUUUCACUUCGCACUUUCGAAUCUUGUGCGAGUCGCUGACGAGCGUAGUUGUGUUUGUUAGGUGGUCUGCGCACGUGUCACGGAUCCUUGGUUCGAUUGAACCCACUUAUUUUUGACAAAGUUGUUGUUGCCUUGACAGAACGCAAAUUUAGAACCCUAUCUUUUUCCGUAUAUUCGUUAUUCCCGCUAAUUCCUGGAACCAUUAUUGAGAGACACACGCUUUUAUAUUUUCUAUAUGUACAUCGGGAGGGUCCCGUUAGCGUGAUAGCGCACAUCGGCCGGUGCCUUUCCGCUGGACCGCCAAUUAGAAAAUUUUAUAUUAAAUUAGCCAAUCACCUAUGUGGGCUAUCGGAGUCCUCCCUGCUCAACUGGUGCAGUGAAAAAGAACAGACCAUAUAUAAUAUGUAAAUUUUUUGAACCAGUGCAGCCAUUAUUGAGAAAGAAACGUGCCACAAAUCUCUAUUAUGUCUGUGCUGAGGUAGCUAAACUAAAUAAUUACCAUCCCGCUACGGGGCGCCAUUUUCGAAUGAAAAAUCGAAGUAGUAGUAAGUCAACUCAGCAGCGAGUCAAACGAUGUGUAAGUUAAGUGAAAAUUUGCUAUCUUUUUCAAAAACCGGCCACGUUCUAAGAUAUGUAAAUUAAAAGGGAGAGUUCAUACAUUCAAAUAAUGUAAGCGUCAUUCAUGUGUGAUAUUUUGUACACAUGCUGCACAACUUCACAAAUUUCGUCACAAAUUUUGGUCUCUGACGGAUCUCGAUUUACAAUUAUAUAACAACGUAGGAAAUAAACUUCAUAUUGGACAAUAUAACUUAAAAUUAAAAACUUCACUUAAAUUUGCCUCUGCUUUUGUCGGAAAAAACAGAGCUUAUUAAAUUUUACUUAUUUUUUCCCGGAAAAAAAAAUAUAUAUUGAAAUUUACCCAUAUAUGACAUUAUAUUCCUAUUUGCCACUGUCUUAUCUGUGGAAUUCUGCUCCGAGACAGUCAGUCAUCUGUGAUCGAGACGAACGGAUAAAAACGGUGAUCAUUUCAGACCAAUUCUGUUUCAAGACAGUCAGUAGUUAUUUGUCGACGAUCACGAACGGGUGAAGACAGCGAGUCCGGUGAAUUUUGAAGCACGGUUUAGCCCUUCCUCUAAUUCGACAAGAUAAUCCGAAGAAGAUGGCAGCGUACGUGUGUGUCGAAGACUACGAGAGAUACGCUCUGAAGCAUCUACCUCCUUUUGUGAGGGAUUACUACAAAAGCGGCGCGGGGUCGGAGUACAGUGUAAAAUUGAACAAGGAGGCAUUCAACAAAUAUAGAAUACGUCCCAGAUUUUUGCGGGACGUGUCCGAAAGGGACAUAAGCACGACGGUGUUGGGUCAGAAAGUUUCGAUGCCCCUGGGAGUCGCACCCACCGCGAUGCAACGCAUGGCUCACCCCCAUGGAGAAUGCGCUAACGCAAGGGCCGCUCAGGCAGCAGGAACGAUCUUUAUACUGUCGACGAUAUCGACGAGCAGCAUAGAAGAAGUGGCGAAAGCGGCGCCGACUGGCAUCAAAUGGUUCCAGCUUUACGUUUAUCGCGACAGGAACGUUACGUUAAAUUUAAUCAAGCGCGCCGAACGUUCCGGGUUCAAAGCAUUAGUUCUCACCGUCGACGCGCCUCUGUUUGGUGACAGACGCGCCGAUGUAAGAAAUAACUUCAUGUUGCCGAGCCAUCUGAGAUAUGCAAAUUUCGAAGGUGACUUGUCGCAACGGAUAACUUCCGUCGUGAAGAGCGACUCAAACCUUAACGAAUAUGUCACCGAGCUGUUCGACUCUUCCCUCACUUGGGAAGAUAUAACAUGGUUGAAAAGUAUCACAAAGCUGCCGAUAAUUCUCAAGGGAAUUCUGACGAUAGAAGAUGCACGUUUGGCCGUGGAAAACGGGGCUAACGGUAUUAUCGUGUCAAAUCAUGGUGCACGCCAGAUAGACACUGUCCCAGCCACGAUUGAAGCUUUGCCAGAAAUCAGUAGAGGAGUGGGGGACAAGAUCGAAGUCUACAUGGACGGAGGGGUGACGCAGGGUAUCGACGUGUUUAAAGCCUUGGCACUUGGUGCAAAAAUGGUAUUCUUUGGCAGACCGAUGCUGUGGGGUUUGACGUACGAUGGCGAGAGAGGCGCCAACGAGGUUCUCAAACUUAUGAGAAAAGAAAUCGACUUGACUUUUGCAUUGAGUGGUUGCGCAUCUAUAAAAGAUGUUACACCAGAUAUGGUGGUUCACGAGUCGUUUUAUUAUCGUCUGUGAAAAUAUAUUUUACUCGAUGUAGAAUUAACACAGUACUAUUUAUGUUAGUAACUAUUAUUAGCAACCCCUAUGAAUUUAUGAACAUUCAUUUUUUUAUUUUUACCUGAAAUAUAAACAUCUACGUUCACAC
Dinoponera quadriceps is the source of this 3055-nucleotide messenger RNA. RefSeq names its product peroxisomal (S)-2-hydroxy-acid oxidase GLO1 (gene Hao). The record is from RefSeq and is a predicted model, not a curated record. The transcript has 10 exons. Lineage: Eukaryota; Metazoa; Arthropoda; Insecta; Hymenoptera; Formicidae. Bases 1822 to 2925 code for a protein of 367 amino acids. Gene Ontology annotation, molecular function: FMN binding; oxidoreductase activity.